AGCCCAGAUUGCUUCGUAUAUAGAAUCCUCAUAGUUCCUCUAGGGUUUUUCCUAACCUUUGAAGUUGAGAACGAGCUUCUUCGCAUCUGUGCAGCUACUGCCGAAACAAGAAGCACCGUUUUACAUCAUCUUCAAUCAGCAACCAUGAUUAUUUCAGAGAAGAAUAGGAGGGAAAUCUCCAAAUACCUCUUCCAAGAGGGAGUUAUGUUUGCAAAGAAGGAUUUCAACUUAGCAAAGCACCCGAACAUCGAUGUCCCGAAUCUUCAAGUAAUUAAGCUUAUGCAGAGCUUUAAAUCCAAGGAGUAUGUUCGUGAAACAUUCGCUUGGAUGCAUUACUACUGGUUCCUUACGAAUGAUGGAAUUGAGUUUUUGAGGACUUAUCUCAAUCUUCCAUCUGAAAUUGUUCCUGCUACCUUGAAGAAAUCUGCUAGGCCUGCUGGUCGCCCACUCGGUGGCCCGCCUGGUGAUCGCCCCAGGGGUCCACUUCGCUUUGAUGGAGAUCGCCCAAGAUUUGGUGACCGUGAAGGUUAUCGUGGAGGUCCUCGAGGAGGCGGUGGUGAUUUUGCCGGUGAAAAGGGAGGAGCUCCUGCAGAUUUCCAGCCAUCCUUUAGGGGUUCUGCUGGUGGAAGGCCUGGAUUUGGUCGUGGAGGUGGAGGCUAUGGUUCAUCAUCUCAAACUCAAACAAGUCCUCCUGCCUUACCUUGAAGAUUUAAUUGAGUUAAUGAUGUUCAUGUUUUUUAUUCAAACUUAGUUCUAAGUUGCAAGUUGUUUGUCGUCCCUAUGCAACUCUAGGGUUUUGUAAGCCUCCAAUAGUACUGAGCUUGAUUUAUGAAUGAGAGAUUUAUUGAUAACAUUAUUAAAGGUUUUCCAGUUAUAUAAUUUGUUUUGUAGUUUUAUUUAA
Mercurialis annua (annual mercury) is the source of this 901-nucleotide messenger RNA. RefSeq names its product 40S ribosomal protein S10-1. The transcript has 5 exons. Bases 145 to 705 code for a protein of 186 amino acids. Gene Ontology annotation, molecular function: structural constituent of ribosome; RNA binding. The record is from RefSeq and is a predicted model, not a curated record. Gene Ontology annotation, cellular component: cytosolic small ribosomal subunit. NCBI's taxonomy places the organism in Eukaryota, Viridiplantae, Streptophyta, Magnoliopsida, Malpighiales, Euphorbiaceae.